This is a messenger RNA of Lactuca saligna, 2135 nucleotides long. NCBI's taxonomy places the organism in Eukaryota, Viridiplantae, Streptophyta, Magnoliopsida, Asterales, Asteraceae. The record is from the annotation of a GenBank genome assembly.
AUGAAAAUAAUUUACUCAAAGGCGCCGACCACGUGGCACGUUCUCGAAUGUGUGAUUAAUAUUAUUGACCUCCAGAUAUAUAGGCUUCCUACUUUUCCGGUCAUCGCCACCGAUAUCGACGUGUCCAAAUCUCAUGUUCUCCACACAGCUAAACCUUCACCUCAUCUCUCUUCCUCUCUGUAUGAAAUGGGGAGUUUGAAUUUCUACGAGAGGUUUUCUAGAACGUUCCGUGAAAAUCCUUCGCUUUCGAGAUUUCUCGUUGUCUUCGCCGUCAGUGGUGGAGGUCUUGUGGCUUAUUCUGAAGCAAACAUACAAACUAGUCCAAAGAUUGAUGAAUUACCAGAGCCAGGUAAUGACAAAAAGAAGGUAGUUGUGCUUGGAACUGGUUGGGCUGGAACAAGUUUCUUGAAAAAUCUCAAGAAUCCCUCAUAUGAUGUUCAAGUCAUAUCACCAAGAAAUUACUUUGCAUUCACCCCUUUACUACCAAGUGUUACAGUUGGCACAGUGGAAGCCCGAAGUGUUGUUGAACCAAUUCGCAACAUUGUCAAAAAGAAGAAUGUAAAUGUAAACUACUGGGAAGCUGAAUGCUACAGGAUUGAUGCAAAAAGUAAGAAAAUUUACUGUCGUUCAAGUCAAGAUGAUAAAGAAGAAUUUGUUGUAGAUUAUGAUUACCUUGUGGUUGCAAUGGGAGCCCGUGUUAAUACAUUUAACACUCCUGGUGUUGAAGAAAACUGUCACUACUUGAAGGAAGUUGAAGAUGCUCAGAAGAUUCGAAGGAAAGUUAUAGACUGUUUUGAAAAAGCAAGUUUACCUAAUUUGAGUGAUGAUGAAAAGAGAAGAGUUCUUCAGUUUGUAGUUGUUGGUGGAGGUCCUACUGGAGUUGAAUUUGCAGCUGAGCUUCAUGAUUUUGUGUCUGAAGAUUUGGUGAAGUUGUAUCCAUCUGUUAAAGAUUUGGUUAAAAUAACACUUCUUGAAGCCACUGACCAUAUUCUUAACAUGUUUGACAAACGUAUCACAACUUUUGCAGAAGAGAAGUUUCACAGAGAUGGUAUAGAUUUAAAAACAGGGGAAAUGGUUACAAAAGUUUCAGAGAAAGAAAUUUCAACCAAAGUAAUUAAAACUGGUGAAGUCUCUACUAUACCCUAUGGAAUGGCAGUUUGGUCAACAGGUAUUGCAACUCGUCCUGUCAUAAUGGAUUUCAUGAAGCAGAUUGGCCAGGCGAACAGACGUGUGUUAGCUACUGAUGAAUGGCUUCGAGUUGAAGGGACCAAUAGCAUAUAUGCACUUGGAGACUGUGCCACAAUCAACCAGCGUAAAGUCAUGGAGGAUAUUUCAGCUAUAUUUGAAAAGGCAGACAAGGACAAGUCAGGAACACUAACAGUAAAAGAAUUUCAAGAAGCACUUGAUGACAUAUGCGACAGGUAUCCUCAGUUUAAAUCCGCUUUAUCUCAAGUAGAUUCUCAAAUGAAGAAUCUUCCAGCAACAGCUCAGGUUGCAGCUCAGCAAGGUUCGUAUCUUGCGGAUUGUUUCAACCGUAUGGAAGACUGCACGAAGAGUCCCGAAGGUCCGUUGCGCUUUAGAGAGUCUGGGCGACAUAGGUUUCGUCCCUUCAGGUACAAGCAUCUUGGUCAAUUUGCUCCGUUAGGAGGUGAGCAAACAGCAGCACAACUCCCAGGUGAUUGGGUGUCUAUUGGCCACAGCUCUCAGUGGCUUUGGUACUCUGUCUAUGCAAGCAAGCAAGUAAGCUGGCGUACAAGGUCGUUGGUGGUGUCAGACUGGAUGAGGCGUUUCAUUUUUGGGAGGGACUCCAGUCAAAUAUGAGUGUCCAUCUCUUAAAAUACCAAAAAAGGUCACAAUUUUCUGUUUGCUAAACACAUUUAAUCACUUUUUUUUUUUCUCAAAAUGUUUACUGCGAAUAAGUUUCCACUUCGGCGUUACUUUACAUCUAGUUUUAGAUGAGCCUCAGAAUGUGUAUUUGUAUUGUAUAAUGAAGAUUAUGUGUAUCUAGCCUUUUGGGUUUUUUUUUAUUCACUUUACGCAUGAUCUGUUUCCUUGUUAUGUGAAUCAACUGUUUGAAUAUUAGUAAAGGAGUACUUUAAGAUUUCGUUUAAUAAUGAUGUUAAAUGACAAAAUCG